Messenger RNA from Penicillium malachiteum, 1941 nucleotides. RefSeq lists its product as uncharacterized. The transcript is spliced from 2 exons. Gene Ontology annotation, molecular function: protein binding. The record is from RefSeq and is a predicted model, not a curated record. Bases 1 to 1941 code for a protein of 646 amino acids. NCBI's taxonomy places the organism in Eukaryota, Fungi, Ascomycota, Eurotiomycetes, Eurotiales, Aspergillaceae.
AUGCCUUCAUUUCCUUCGACUCCUCUGGUUCGGCCCAGAGAGGAUGGAUUACAGCUAAGCUAUCGACUCCCGCACCGCAUUCACGCCGCAAAAGGCUAUCCUGUUCGAGCUCCCAACGGCUCCUCUAUUAUCAUCUAUGGCAAUGAGACUGGUUUGAAGGUUGUGUGGAGAGGUGGCAGAGAGUUCACAGAGUUGAAAGAGGCGGAUCGAUCACAGGGCACGGGUGGUGGAAACGACGGCGAUGAAGUUAUGAUCAUUGACUCUGAUGAGGAGGAUGCUCCUGAGACAACUCCUGGCCAAGAGGACGCUACCUACGAUUUCGUUCCAGAGGAGACAGAGGUCGACCCUGCCUUUCCCUUUGAAUCCAUUUUGCGACAAAUCGAUAUCCCAUUGGGAAGCCAUGUGUUAGAUCUGGCCAUCCCUCGUAUUCUCCCAGAAGAAGCACGAUCCCCCCUUGACCCAUUCCCACACAUCGCAAGGACCACAAUUGUCAUUGCGGCAGUCUGUUCAGACUUCUCUACUCGCAUUGUAACCCUACCUCUUCUUCCUCCUCAUCCGACCCAGACCAAGCCUUCUAGCUGGAAUAUCCAAUCUCUGACCAUCAACGGGGGUGUCACGCACCAAGAUAUUCCCCGAGGAGUUUCUCUCACAUUCACAUGCCAGGAGAGCGAUGAGCAAGAGCGUCGCAAAUCGCGAGGCCGAGUUGGAGGAUCUGGAAAAUGGGAUAUUCUCGUCGCCACACAUUCUGCAGAGGGAUCUGGAGUGCUCCUGAUACACCGACUGCCGAUUCGCGAGGAGGCAUCCGGUUUCUUUCACAUUUUAGAAGAGGAUCUUGUUUCUCAACGGCGUCCUUUGCCAUCUCCAGCUCAGGCUAUUGCUUUCAAUCCCGCAACAUAUCCAUCAGCGCGUCAUUCCAGCGUGCUGGUUGCUUUCCAUAGUGGAUGUGUCAAGAUUUAUUCAUGCUUUUCGGUUCAGAAAGCUUCAAAGGCCCCACGUCGGGGAUCUAUUGCACCGGAAGAUCACGAGACCGUUGAUGCAGAGGGCCGGUGGCUUAUCAGCUUGUAUCCUGGAUUUGAAAAGGGUACAAUGGGCUUGCCUCGCCGCAAGACGAUCAUUGACGCUGACUGGGUCCUUGGUGGCCGGGCUGUGAUGGUUCUUCUUGUUGACGGAGAAUGGGGUGUAUGGGAUAUUGAAGGCGCAGGUCCCGGAGCCACCAAGGGACCUUUACAUCGCCAGUCCAGCUUGGAGGGCGUGACUGGUGGUUCUCUGACCACAUACGCAAUCAGUGGACGGAUUGCCACACCGCCGUCUAACACGCAAUCCGAGGCAGAGCAUCGACCACGCUUUGCACCAAUGACUCCUUCUACAAAACGUGUUCGCGAGGAUACUCUUUUGAAGGGGUCGAUGACUGAAGUGAGCCCGUCCUUGCGCGGCCAGAUUUCAGUCCUCCAAAUCAACUCAUCUGGGGAUGCACUCCCAGAUGAGUCUAUUCUGCUGCGCCACGGCCGUUCGAGCGCUAUCAUUCCUAGCUUACUCUCGCUCUGGCGCAACACUGUUCGAGCCAGCGGCACCUUGGAUGCCUCUAACCGAUCGCGUGUUACUCCCUUCCAGGAUGUUAACUUGAUGGGCGAGAACUUCCAAGCGAUCAGCCAUCUGCCCGCGCCCUUGCGCCGUUCUCGAGCAGCAGAUCAACAAGCAUUUGAUGUUUUGGUUUGUGCAGAGCAUCAGAUUAUGAUUCUGGCCCCGCGUCUGGUUGAAUCCGAUGAGGAUUUGACUGCAAUUCAGGCUGCGAGACAAGACGCCACCGAUAAUGACCAACUGAUGCUCCAACGAGGCGAGCUCGACGUGGAGGGAAUGGGACGACUACUCAAUGGCAUGGCAAACGGAGGUGGAACUCAUCGCAUGGGCAGCCCCAUCAAACGGACUCGAAUCUUUGCUUAA